Molecule: messenger RNA, 1175 nt
Organism: Hibiscus syriacus
Lineage: Eukaryota; Viridiplantae; Streptophyta; Magnoliopsida; Malvales; Malvaceae
Product: HMG-Y-related protein A-like
Exons: 4
Coding region: 39-1037 (332 amino acids)
Biological process (GO): nucleosome assembly
Cellular component (GO): nucleosome
Molecular function (GO): DNA binding
Source: RefSeq, a predicted model, not a curated record
UCGCUUUCCAAGAUACUUUUUUUAUCCAUAUCCAAAAAAUGGACCCUUCCUUGUGUUCGAUAUCCCCAGCCACUACUCCCCCGCCCAUCGUCCCCGUCGUCGCCCCCACCACCCAAACGAAGACGAUCGCCGGCGGUCUGCCUCCGAGUUUCAGCCAUCCUCCUUACUCCGACAUGAUAUGCGAGGCCAUCGGGGCUUUGAAAGAGAGCAACGGAUCUAGCAAAAAGGCCAUAGCUUCUGAUGUUUCAACCGGACCCAAACGAGGCCGCGGUCGUCCUCCUAAGCCCAAGGCCGCCGACUCCAACCCCCUGCAGCAGCCAGUUCCGUUUUCCGAUGUGCCUAAAAGGCUCCCCGGAAGGCCCAGAAAGAGUGCACCCAUGGCUCAACUUGGGGUUAUUCGGAGUCAGGGUCGGGGUCGCCCCGGUCGACCGAAGAAACGGAAGACGGUGAGGUCAGUGGUUGGAGCUAGUGCUAUGAAAAGAGGCCGUGGACGGCCUCCUAAGGCCUCGAUCCAGCUACCUCAACAGGCGGUCAUACCGAACUACGGUCAACCCGUGGCGGUACCUUAUGCUGAUUCUGCAGCUGUAACUGCUGAUAUUGGUGUUCCGAGGCCCAGAGGAAGGCCAAAGGGCACUGCUCGAGCUGCCGCCGUCGUGUCCCUUGGAAAACGGAGAGGUCGACCGCCCAAGAUCGCUGGAGUCACCGUUAAGCCCAUGAAAACAACCGGAAAGUCCGUUGGCCGCCCUAAGAAAGCAACUGAUGGAGCCAAAUCCGAAUCGAAGGCUUUAGCAGCAGCACAUGAAGACUUUAAGAAAAAACUCGAAUUCUUUCAACUGAAAGUGAGACAAGCAGUUGAAGCAUUGAAACCUCAGUUCACUAGUGAAAGCAACGGCAGUGCCGUUGAUGCAAUCCUGGAGUUAGAAGGACUUGUCGCAAUAAACAUUGCGAGCACACCAUGGAAAGCGGCCGAUGCUCAACCGCCACCACAGGCGGCAGGACAACCACCGGUAGCACAUGAUGAAGGGCAAGUGAUUUAAUCCUUUAUUUUCAUGUAUCUGUAGCAAAGACCUGUAGAAAUUAUUCUGACCUAGUGGAGGAGGAUGUUUCUGUAAAACGAAAUAAGUUUUUAGGUCUAAUUUGUUAAAGUUAAACCUUUUCAUGCUUUUGAUUCCCUC